AUGUCAAACUACUGCGAAGAAGACGACGAAGGUUUUCACUUUGAUCCUGAUGACAACGAACUCAUCAAGGAUUAUCUUAUUCCGAAGCUAAGUGGCAAACCCUGUGAAGAUUUCAUAGUGAUGAAGAAUGUUUACGCAAAGGAGCCAUGGUUGCUUGACCAUAACAUGGAUCCUUUUUUCCAAAAGAACGAGUGGUACUACUUUGUGACAAGGACUCAAGUCUCCGAGAAGAACAUCGGUUGUGGUAAGAAGGUGAAGCGGAAGAUCACUGGAGACAAUAACGAUGGCAUCGACCGCGGAAACUGGAAGGCAGAUUCGAGCGAAGAUAUCAUCGACAAGAACACAGGGAAGACCAUUGGGACAAAGCAAACCCUAAGUUUCAAGAAAAUCAACAGCAACAACAAUAAGAAGCAGAAGAGAGGAGGUGUAUAUGCUACCGGAAGGAGAAAACUUUCAAGAGCUAGUCCUCUGCAAGAUUAA
This is a messenger RNA of Arabis nemorensis, 480 nucleotides long. NCBI's taxonomy places the organism in Eukaryota, Viridiplantae, Streptophyta, Magnoliopsida, Brassicales, Brassicaceae. The record is from the annotation of a GenBank genome assembly.